This is a messenger RNA of Esox lucius (northern pike), 997 nucleotides long. Its product is annotated as olfactory receptor 4S1-like. Gene Ontology annotation, biological process: G protein-coupled receptor signaling pathway. The record is from RefSeq and is a predicted model, not a curated record. Gene Ontology annotation, cellular component: membrane. The coding region runs from base 1 to 936 and encodes 311 amino acids. Gene Ontology annotation, molecular function: G protein-coupled receptor activity; olfactory receptor activity. Lineage: Eukaryota; Metazoa; Chordata; Actinopteri; Esociformes; Esocidae. The transcript has a single exon.
AUGACAACCCUGUUUAAUUCCUCCAAGGAGAUAGUGUUUGUGCUGCAUGGACUAAAAUUUAUGCAGACAAAUGGACACAUCUACUUUGUAUUUAUUCUUAUCCUAUAUCUCUUCACCAUUUUAACUAAUUUAACAUUGGUUUUUACUAUUGCCCUGGAGAAAAUGUUGCAUGACCCAAUGUAUUUAUUCCUCUGUAAUCUGUGUUUUAAUGGUAUCAUUGGCGCUUCAUCUUUCUACCCAAAAAUACUUUAUGAUAUUUUAUUUGACUCUCAUGUGAUAACAUACAUUGGGUGUUUGACCCAGGUAUUUGUAAUUUUUUUCUAUGUUUUUUGUGAAUGUACCAACUUAACAAUGAUGGCUUAUGACAGAUAUGUUGCCAUCUGUAAGCCACUCCACUACCACUGUAUUAUGACUAUUAGAAAAGUGUGGACACUGAUUCUUCUAACAUGGCUUUUCUCAUGGCUGGAAGUUGCAAUUGGAAUAGUGCUAACAGUUAGGUUACCCCUCUGUGGUGUUGACAUUGAUAAACUCUACUGCUCAAACUGGGAGGUUGUGAAGCUGUCAUGUUUUGACAGCAGUCUCAACAACAUCGCUGGCUAUUUUUUCAUGAUUUUUCACUUCUUUCAAGCAGUACUUAUCUUGAUAUCUUACAUAAACUUAAUCAAAGCAUCUCUGCGUUCACAGGCCACGAGGAGGAAGUUCAUGCAGACCUGUCUGCCUCAUCUGAUCACCCUGGCUAACUUCUUCAUAUCCAUAUUCUUUGAUUUGAUUUAUGCUCGUUAUGGCAGCAACACCAGUCUGUUGGCCCUGAGGAAUAUCAUGUCUGUGGAGUUUCUAGUUGUUCCUCCUCUGGUAAAUCCUAUCAUAUAUGGGAUGAACCUCAGUCAGAUUCGAAACAGGGUUCGACAGUUGUUCAGACGUAAAGUUGCUGCCUAACGAUUAGUCUUGUUCUCGGUCUUGUUACCUGUAGUAAUGGUUUUGGGGGAAAAAACUGCAU